Messenger RNA from Pecten maximus, 2755 nucleotides. RefSeq names its product slit homolog 2 protein-like. The transcript is spliced from 2 exons. Gene Ontology annotation, molecular function: transmembrane signaling receptor activity; protein binding. Gene Ontology annotation, cellular component: membrane. NCBI's taxonomy places the organism in Eukaryota, Metazoa, Mollusca, Bivalvia, Pectinida, Pectinidae. The record is from RefSeq and is a predicted model, not a curated record. Gene Ontology annotation, biological process: toll-like receptor signaling pathway; immune response. Bases 1 to 1965 code for a protein of 654 amino acids.
AUGAAGAUGAGCGAGUUAGAGCCAUUGCAUGUGGAAUACACGAAAAUUCAGGGAUCUGCUGUACUAAGAGGGCGAUAUGAUAUCAAAUCAAAGCUGGAACAUGAAGCUGGAUACCUGGGCGCUCUUCCAGAUAACAUAUGUCAGUACCAACUUUUGGUUUAUGUUGACUUAAGUGGGAACAAAAUAAAGGAAAUAGGAAAUAUAUCGUGUCUGACUAAAUUAGAUACACUAGGAAAAAUCUCUGAAAGAGUCUAUUUGAGUGAGAACCAAGUAUCGUUCAUCUAUAAUCGUACAUUCCGAGGACUUGUGUCACUGCGCAACCUAAAUUUGGCAAAUAACAAGAUAAGCUACAUAGAACCCUAUUCCUGGUCUCAUCAAAAGUCUUCUAUACUAAACAUUCAGCUGGAGGGCAAUAAUCUAUCAGAGGUUGACGUGACGAAUGUCACCAUCAAUCGACAUUUUUGUAACCUUGAUUACAGACAUAACAACAUUGAAAAUAUCGUUAACGAAGCUGGAUGGACUUUGACAGCGGACGAUGAAAUCGUACAAGGUGGUUUCGUCGACUUGACUGAAAACAGCAUUUCUGGCGUCAUCGACUUUCUAAAUCUUGGUUUUGCUGACCUUAAAGUCUUCGGGAAGAUAUAUUCUUAUCGUAUAGACUUGCGUGAUGCUUCCUUCCGAUGUGAUUGUAGAAUGGAGCCAUUCUUUCAGUUGGCAGAAUCUGCCCUUCAGGUGGUAUGGAGAAGUUAUUAUGAUAUGUACUGCUUCUCCCCAGAGCAACUACGCCAUCGGUCUAUACCAGAACUGAUACGGAAUAAGCAGUACGAUCUGUUUAUAUGUGAUAUACCACAAACUAAAGGUUGUCCUUACAAUUGUUAUUGCUAUAAACAGCCAAGCAGAGAUCGUGUGGUCGUAAAUUGCUCAGGGCAUGGACUUGAUAUGAUGCCUAAACACGUUCCCAGAAAUGAUCAUCCCCUUGAGAUAUAUCUAGACAAUAACAUUAUAUCCAGCUUAGAGUGGCGAGGAUACCUUAACCUAACCCGGAAGUUAGUCUUAUCCAACAACUCUAUAACUACGAUUGAGGGACGCGCUGUUAAUCAACUACAGAAUGCAACAGAAGUAGACUUACGAGGAAACACGAAAAUCAAUUAUCUACCUGAAGAUAUACGUUACUUAAAACCAAGCAUUUUCAUUUUUGGAGAACUCACAAUUAACUGCAAUUGUAGCAAUACAUGGUAUGGAGAAUGGAUAAAAAUGCAUGAGAACCAAAAAGGAACCAUAAAUAACUUCUGGUGCCAGACCGAACGCAGUACUAAGGAGGCUGCUGAGGUAGUAACAGAAGAAUUGCUAGAUUGUAGUAAAGCGUCGAUGCUGCCGACUUGGAUUGCGGUUACUCUGGCAGUAUUGUCAACUCUUAUCUUGGGGAUUUCGUUGAUCGUGAAGGUAUUUAAGUACGAGAUUUACCUGUUAUUCCGUACUCUAAGAAGCAAAUAUAAGACAUACCCAGAUAUGUACUAUGAUGUUUAUAUAUCAUAUGAUGAAACAACUGACGAGAUAAAUAAGUGGAUCAUGCAUGGAUUACUUCCAGCACUUGAACAGGACGGUUACCGCGUUUGUAUCCCAGCUAGAGAUUUCAAUGUAGGUAUUCCGUAUGAAGAUGAAAUUGCUGAUUGUAUGGGACGCAGCAAAUUUGUUUUAAUGCUCUUUUCAAACAAUGAGAGAAACGUGUUUUGGGAUUUGGAAUGGAAGCGUGCAUGGUAUUUGUAUACCCGGUAUCAAAUCAAGAACAUUAUCCUGAUAAAUUUCGAUAUUUUAGACUACGAUUCCGUGACCCACCCCGUUCUAAGAGCGUUUGUCCGGCUUGGAAUGUCUCUUGACUUUGCCAAUAUGAAGCAAUCAUUAAUUACCGAUAUUAAGAAAAAACUGGGUUGUUCAAGAAGAAGAAAUCGUCGUUUAAAGAACUAAUUUACUAAUUGCAACACAAGAUUUGUUCGUCAGGAUAUGCUGGAGAAGCGAUGAAAUGCAAAACCUUUUCAAAAUCAAAAAUUUCAUUUUUCAAUCUCUGUGGUUAUUCAGAUCUUCAUCAGUCCUCGAACACCGUUCCUCAUGGGGUUAAGGUCUCACACAACUAAUUCAGCAAUCAGCUGCUGUUUCACCUGAGCCAAGUCUAUAAAGAAAAUAUGUUUGUUACAUUUGUAGCCGUUUAAGUGAAUAAAUAACAUAUGAAAUGGAUAUUUUCUAUAUUCGAAAAUAAAUUGUAGGAUCUGGAAAUUUGGGAAAUCGAAAAUAUACACUGCUCGUGAAAAAAAAUGACGUACGAUUCCAUGUGUUAAAAGGCGGGAAUUCCCCAGUCCAGUGUCAAUAACGGGAUUACUGUCUGCCAAGGAUUGGUAUGGAUUAUAUAUGCUAAUAAACCUAUCCGAUAACAUCGUCUUUCAGGAAGGGAAGUCUUUAUACAUCUGUACUUUAAAUUAAUUACUUAAAAUUUCACGUUAUUUGAACUUGAAAUGAACGAUUGAGAGGCUGGAGUCGCUGUUCAUAACAUAUUGUGAAAUCUUGUUGUGUGAGACGGUACGAGAAUCGACACGCAUUGAGGUGGCCAUGACCGUUGGAGUCCGUACAGCCAUAAUCAAGGAAAUAUUACCUUCCUAGGCUUAAUACAGGAUAUGCAAGAUAAACUUUUAGUGCUAACUCUUGACCACACACAGGGUGUGUAAUAUGGAUGGUGAAGUGUGUGUGUGUGUGUGUGUGUGUG